Molecule: messenger RNA, 159 nt
Organism: Mytilinidion resinicola
Lineage: Eukaryota; Fungi; Ascomycota; Dothideomycetes; Mytilinidiales; Mytilinidiaceae
Exons: 1
Source: RefSeq, a predicted model, not a curated record
GAGUAUAAUAGCCUGUUAGUAUAUAUAUUAGCGGUGUUAGGUGUUAAAAAGGACGGCUGGAAGGGCCCCGAGUUGUAUCCGCCUAUUUUAUUAGCCGUUAUUAAGGUCACCCGUUUUAUAGUGGUUCAGCAAGCGUUAGAGUUAUUAGAGCCGUUUUAA